Molecule: messenger RNA, 2914 nt
Organism: Suricata suricatta (meerkat)
Lineage: Eukaryota; Metazoa; Chordata; Mammalia; Carnivora; Herpestidae
Gene: ACOT9
Product: acyl-CoA thioesterase 9
Exons: 16
Coding region: 314-1660 (448 amino acids)
Biological process (GO): acyl-CoA metabolic process
Cellular component (GO): mitochondrion
Molecular function (GO): fatty acyl-CoA hydrolase activity
Source: RefSeq, a predicted model, not a curated record
UGGCGGGGAUAGGCCAGUCCUGCGGGUAGCUACACUCCUGGCGCUACUGAUCGAGUGGGAAGCUCCGCCAAUGAGAGAGUCGCAGGCGCCCGGAGCCCACCCCGCUCCGCAGAAAGCCCCCGCCCCUGGCAGCAAGGCCCCGCCCCCGGGCUGCAAGGUCCCGCCCUCGGGCGGCAGCCCCCGCGAGGGCGCGGUCGUAGGGAGUGAGGUCUAGGCUCGCGCUCGCGCUCGCGCACUCUUUACUGUCAACCUCCCUCCGUCAGCUGUCUCGCGUGGCCCGGGCCUGUGGUCGCGCGCGCGGCCUCAGGGCGAGAUGAGGCGGGCGGCGUUGCGGCUUUGUACCUUGAACAAGGGGCUGCGUGCUCCUGUCAGAGGACUCGCUCAAGGAUCCCAAGAUCCCAAGAAAAAGAGUGUCCUCCGCAUGCAUGAAGCAUGUUCACCUAUACAUGUGAAUCACGUUCGAGAUAAGUUGCGGGAGAUAGUAGGAGUCUCCACAAACUGGAGAGACCAUGUGAAAGCAAUGGAGGAAAGAAAAUUACUUCAGAGUCUUUUGGCUCAGUCACAGGAAGGACUGCCCCCCAGGAGAAUGAAGGACAGUUACAUCGAGGUUCUCUUGCCUUUGGGUAGUCAGCCUGAAUUACGAGAGAAAUACUUGACUGUUCAAAACACCAUCAGAUUUGGCAGGAUUCUUGAGGACCUUGACAGCCUAGGAGUUCUUAUUUGCUACAUGCACACCAAGAUUAAUUCAGCUAAGAUGUCUCCUUUGUCUAUAGUUACAGCCCUGGUGGACAAGAUUGAUAUGUGUAAGAGGAGCUUAAGCCCAGAACAGGACAUCAAGUUCAGCGGCCACGUUAGCUGGGUUGGGAAGACAUCCAUGGAAGUGAAGAUGCAAAUGUUUCAGUUACACGGCGAUGAAUUCUGUCCUGUUUUGGAUGCAACAUUUGUAAUGGUGGCUCGUGAUUCUGAAAAUAAAGGGCCGGCGUUCGUAAACCCACUCAUCCCUGAAAGCCCAGAGGAAGAAGAGCUCUUUAGACAAGGAGAAUUGAACAAGGGGAAAAGGAUCGCCUUCAGCUCUGCGUCAUUACUGAAAAUGGCUCCCAGUGCCGAGGAGAGGACAACCAUACACGAGAUGUUUCUUAGCACACUGGAUCCCAAGACUAUACGUUUUCAAAGUCGAGUUUUACCCCCUAAUGCGGUGUGGAUGGAGGAUUCCAAACUGAAGAGCUUGGUGGUCUGCCACCCUCAGGAGCGGAACAUUUUCAAUCGGAUCUUUGGCGGUUUCCUUAUGAGGAAAGCCUAUGAACUUGGAUGGGCUGCUGCUUGUAACUUUGGUGGUUCCCGACCAUUUGUAGUAGCCGUGGAUGAUAUCAUGUUUCAGAAACCCGUUGAAAUUGGAUCACUGCUGUUUCUUUCUUCGCAGGUUUGCUUUACUCAGAGCAAUUACAUUCAAGUCAGAGUACACAGUGAGGUGGCCUCUCUUGAGAAUAAAGAGCACAUGACUACCAAUGUCUUUCAUUUCACGUUCAUGUCAGAAAAAGAAGUGCCCUUGGUUUUCCCCAAAACCUACGGAGAGUCCAUGUUGUAUUUAGAUGGGCAGCGGCAUUUCAACUCCAUGAGUGUGCCGGUGACCUUGAGAAAGAACUACCUUGUGGAGCCCUAGGAAGACCAUGCAUGUUCAGGACCAGCGCUCCAUGGUGGCAUAGUGUCCGGUGAAAGCCCGAUCAAGUGUUUUGGUUUCAGUCUUUAUUCUCAUCCUCCGUUGAGAAGAAGAAUGUACUCAACCUUUAGGGUUUUCAGCAAAGCAGAAUAUUAGAGUGGCUGGGUGGGGUGGAGGGAGAGGGAGUUAUUAAACAAUAAACACUCUCAAGACCAUUUAAAUUGGGAACCUAUCAUGUCGCCUCCUGUGUGGUAAAGAAAGGAGGGCAGAAUGCCUUAAUACACAGUUGGAAAUGUUUCUUUUCUUAUACUUAUCACAAGCUAUCCGUGUGUGCGGUUUCCUGCCAAGGUAUUUGGAGGGCAUUCCUUAAGCCUGACCUUUGCUGCAGUUCCCCUGUGUUGUCUAAAUCCCAUCGACCCUGCAUGAUUCCUCUGAUUUGCCUCCCUCUCCUUCCCAGCUUUUGUUGUUAGCAGGUGGCAGAUGAAAAGUCGGGGUGAAAGGAGCAAACCAAAGGUGAGGCAUUUGGAAGGAUAUGUGGGAAGCUUUGGAUGGAAAGCCGUACCUGGAGGAGGUGUUCAGCGGUGAUCUGGAUGAGGACACACGGCACCGUGUGUUCAUUCUCUCAUUUACCAGACACCUCUUCGUGCUCUGCUCGGGGCUGGCCGGGACGUAUCUGAUUCCACAAGCAGCACAGUCACAAUAACGUCCGCGUAGGCUUGCUGGACCCUUGCCGUGUGCUGGCUCAUGGAAUCCUUCCACUGCCACUGGAGGUAGAUUCUCUGACCUUCUCAGGUCACUCAGGAAACUGAAGCAGAGAGGUUAAGUGACCUGCUCACGAUCUCACAGGUAGGAGAUGGUGGCACUGGCAUUCAGAGGCAGGCAGUGUGGGGCCAGGGCACGCUUGGCGGUACACGGAACUGCUUUCUGAGUCCAGGAUCACAGUGCCACCUGGGAACCGAAAGGGAGUCUGGCCAGGACAGAGUUUCUUCCUUGAGGGGCUGGGAGGUUGAUUGAGUCCGGAAGAGACAGCAGCCGGGCUGCAUAGAAGGAAAGCGUCCUGUCUGGCAAGCUGUUUCCCACAGUGUUGCUUGCACCAUCCUGAGCUUCCCUCCCCUUCGGUACAGCAUUUUGCAUGUUUCUCUGUGACUCGGCGGGGACCCUGGGAGUUGUGUGAAUGUGUCAAGUGCAGUUAAGAGACUUACUCUCUGCUGUUGUGUAGAUUAUAUGUUACAUAUUAAAACAUUUAGUGCUUCUUCA